Molecule: messenger RNA, 4356 nt
Organism: Cladocopium goreaui
Lineage: Eukaryota; Dinophyceae; Suessiales; Symbiodiniaceae
Source: the annotation of a GenBank genome assembly
AUGGAAGAGUGGCAAUUUGCCUUGGAGAAAGAAGUGGCCUACAAAGAUGUGAAGAACCACCAUGCUGUGGCUUUUGAAGCCUCUCAGAAGAUGGAAGCCCUGGAGUGGAUGAAAGCUAGGCAGCAUGGCUCCAUGAAUACUGGAGAUGGGUGCCAAGGUGAAGAUGCUUUGUCUGAUGUGCUGCCUGACAAAGCCAAAACCAAAAAGAGGGAACCACUGGCCCUGAUGGACAAAAUGGAUGAAGAAAGCGAGCAAGAGCCAGAGAAGACCCAUAGCCCCAGCAAAAAGGCAACUGCACUUCACAAGGCAGUGGAAGAUGCAGAGGUGCUGAGUGACCUUGGCAGAAGCAAGAGCAAGGACCAGGCAGCCAAGAGGGUUCAGAAAAUGAUCAAACUGAUCAAAGAUGUGAAGGGUAAGGCUGGCAAGACCAAAACCAAAGGCAAAAGCCAAGGCCGGCGACAAGCCCGGCCAUUCGUCAGGCGAAGUGCAGUAGAGGCUGGUGGUAUGAGCAGUCCUGGCGAAGUUGCAGAAGGUUCUUCAAUGCGGGUGCCUGGUGCAGCUGCGCCUGAGAUUGACGUGCCAGCCUUUGUGAAUUCGUGGCCUCGACUCCUGCUGAAGUGCAAUGGUCGGUUGGCGGUUUUUUUGCAUAGCAUCCUCAGUGCUACUUCACUCCUCUGUGAUGAGGGGACUCCUGACCAAGCUCUAUGGCCUCUUCCUCUUCCUUACCCUGAAGUUUUUCGUAGUGGUGUCAAUGUGCUUGAUGGUUGGAAGAAGAGGCGGCUAUGCCUGCAGCUGGUGGUGUUAGACUGGCUAUACCUUGGGCAGCCGGCUGCUGCUCCAAAGUCUUUGAAGCUAGGCCAGAGACUCACACCGGGGCAAUGGAGGAUAGUGCGCCUCCUUGAGAGCUUGGCGGAUGAUGCGAAUUCAAUUGUAAAGGUUGAUGCAGCUGGUAUGGGCCGAUGUGCCUCCAAAGCUGAGACUCAAGACGAGGAGUUGGGCGCUUUGCAUCGAGCCCUCCUUCAAGUACAGCAGUCCGCCCCUAAAUACGGUGGUGGGAGUUUCUCUUGCACUACGUUCACACCUGAGAGCGAGAAGAAGUAUGCCGGGUCUGUUGUUGGAAAAAUGACGGGCAAGCCUUUCGUCGCUGCAAAGGCGCUGCAAGCAGAACGGAUUCAGUUUGGUCCUCCUCCCUCUUUUGACCCUUUCCCCUACAUGGACCCCAAGACCGCCAGCAUGUACGAGCAGCCUGGCCUUUUCCAUAAAGAUGCACAUGACGCUCCUCCUCAUGUUUCAGUACGUGCAACUGCAGAGGAGAAGAUGUCCCUUUUUUUGAAAAUGGCGGCCUGUGGGCGUCUCAAGCUGCUCAAAGCUGAUGAGGUUGAAGAGGCCUUUGCUUCAGGUCUCUUUGCUGUCACCAAAGACCUUGCACGAGACAGGCUUAUCAUGGAUAGCCGACCAGCUAACUGCAGAGAGAUAGGGCUUAAUCACUGGUGUGGGGCUAUGGCAAAUGCUUCCAUGUUGGGACAGAUAGUUUUGGAGGACGGGGAAGAGCUUUUGAUGUCAGGGCAAGACGUGAAAGACUUUUUUUACCAGUUUGUUGUGGGAAGUGAACGAGCUGCUGAAAUUGCCUGGUUGGUCGCCUUGAUGCGUGGUGGCUUUGUUGGACUGAAUACCAUGGCCAUGGGCGACUUGUGUGCGGUUGAGUUUGCACAAAGCUCUCACCUCAGCGUCCUUUUGCACUGCCACUCCAUUUACCCUUGGGAGCUCUUGCGGCUUCGCAGUCCUAUGCCGCGUGGUCCUUUUAUGGCUGGAGUGGUGGUUGACGAUUUGGUGCUUUUGGAGCGAGUUGUUUCUGGCUUGAGAGAACAGUGUGUAGCUCUGCAGCGUAUGCCUCUGAUCAAGGCCAAGUAUGCGGAGGUUGGCUUGCCUACAAACGAUAAGAAGGAGUUCAUCAAUUCUACCUCAGCUCGUUUUUGGGGUGCUGAGGUUGAUGGCGAGCUGGGCAUUGUGCGACCUAACAGCUACCGAGUUUGGCCCUUGAUGCUGAUCACUAUGCGAGUGUGCUGCUUGGGAGUCUGCAGUGUCAGCCUGCUUGAAAGCCUUUGCGGAUCAUGGAUAUCAGUGCUGAUGUUCAGGCGUCGUUGCUUGUCUGUCAUGGCCGAAGUCUUUGAAGUCUUGCAUGCUGGCCUGGCGCAGAAUGACAUUGUACGUCUCAGUGAGGCGCUGAAGGAUGAGUUGCUUUCCUUGGUGGUUUUGGGGACCCUUUGUUACGUCAACCUGCGUGCAAAAGUGCUGCAGACUUUUCGCGCAACUGAUGCCUCCGACUGGGGUACUGCAGCUGUUGCGGCUGCCCUGCCUUACCAAGUGGCAAAGGAGGCUAUGCGCUUUAGCUUGAGCAGGAGCCUAUGGAGUCGUUUGCUGCCCCCGGGCAAAGCUUGGUUGAAACAAAAGGGUCUUCUUUCCUUCAGUGAAGAGCUGCCUGGUGAUGAGAAAUAUGACACUCAUCCUCUUUGGGAGUUACUUGCAAGGGCUUUAACUUUCAGCACUCAGUGGCGGCGGGCUCACACCCGGCCUGUACACAUCAAUGUGGCCGAGCUUGAAGGCCACUUGCGAGAAGAGAGGAAGCUGUGCAGGCAGCACCAGAGUUUUCGGUGCGUGUAUGGUCUUGACAGCCAGGUUGCUCUAGGUGCUCUGGUGAAGGGUUGUUCGGCUUCAAAAAGCCUAAAUCGGCUGCUCCAGCGAAGCUUGUUACCCAUGUUUGGAGCUGAUGCAUAUAGUGGCUGUGGUUUUCUUCCCUCGGCCAUAAACCGAGCUGAAGCACCAACACGUGACAGAGAGGUCGAGGGCCCAGACAUGGACCUUCCAGCUUGGUGGUCUUCACUGGUGGAGGGUGAUGUUGCAGGUUUUGACCUUUGGUUAGAAGAGCUUUGCGCCUCCAUGCCGGCGGCGCGUGACCCUUUUGACUUCACAGAGCUUGGCUACAAAGAAACGCUUGAGGUGAGGACGGGAAAGCAAGAGAGAAGCAGAUGCCAUUUUGGCAAGAGUGCACAGGAGCUUGUUCAGCUCGAACCUUUUUCGCCGGAGGAAUCCGGCGCUCUGCCCAGUUGUUGCGAAUUGUGCGAUGAGGCUGUUGGUCUCCUUCAGGAGCUUGAAGAACGGGGGCAAGUUUGGUGGCCCAGUGGGUCCAGCCGCCGCUUUCAGACUGCAGGAGCUCUAGACCUAUAUACUGGACGCGGUGGGGUUGCAAAGCAGCUGCUUAAGAAUGGGUGCCCUUUUGUGGUAACCUAUGAGUGGAACCGAGAUGCUGGAGAGAAUUUGCUGUGGGAGAAAAAUCAAUGGGUGGUUCUGCGCCUUCUUGAGCUUGAGGCAGUGAAGGUGGUUGGAUCAGCUUUGAUUUGCAGAAGUUUUACCAGAGCCAUCACCCCAGCUGUUCGCUCUCGCCGCUACCCUCGCGGCAUUCCUUGGAUGCGUUCCUCCAUGCGAGAGUCAGUUGCUGAAGGAAAUAAACACAGUGUUUUCAACCGCAAGGUGAUGAGAAAGGCUGAAGAGAAAGGGUUGAUUUACUGGGUUGAAAAUCCUGAUACCAGCUUUCUAUGGUUGCAGCGUGGCUAUGAACGUUUUUCUGCACCAGAUAGCAGCUGGAUUUUCAGAGCUGAUUUUUGUCGUUUUGGAACAGCAUGGAGAAAGCGGACUAGAGUUGCCACCAACAGUCCCUCUUUGCGUAGUGUGAGGAUGCUGUGCAAAUGUGGAACAAGAAGCCACAUUGUUUUGCGUGGCAUGCACCCUACCCUACGAAAACCUUGGACUGCAGUUGCUGAACCUUACCCGCGCGGUUUUUGCAGUGUUUUGGCUGGCAGUUUGAGCUCUGACGCAAAGUGGAGCAGAAAGCUCAACAUUGCCGGGUGCAGCCGCAGCCUCAGUCUAAGAGUUGGUGAAGCCAGCCACCCUGGCCCCCGUCAGUUCAGACGGCCUAGAGAAGUUUCUUUGGAGCUCAUGCCGCAACAACUGGCAGCUUCGGUAGCUUUGGGAGAUAGGUGUUGGGCAGCUUUUUACAGGUGGUCAUGCGCAAGUUUUGAGCGUGUUCAGCCCUUGCAGCUUUUUCUUGAAGUGCCACUCUUUUUAGCCCAUGCAAUUCGGCGGUACGGUGAUCUGCAGUUUGCAAGUGGAGGCUCUUUGCUUUACUAUAGGCAUUUGGUUUUGGCAGCUCAAAAGCGCGUGCCGAACUUGAGACAGUUUGUCUACCUAUGCUGGGAGCUUGCUAGCCGAUGGGAACUAGCUGAACCUGUGAAGCAUCGAGUUCCUAUCCCCUUGCCUGUGCUGCAGAGUCUGAUAUCACUGGCCAUGAUGAUGGGUUAG